AUGACUCACGAGGUCAUAGAAGCGGAGGUGUUGCCUGAUGCACCACAACCCACUACAGUUGCCACCAUCUACCACCGACGCUUACCGCCACCGCCACCCACCAGUCGCCGCCACUACCACCACCCAGACAGCCACCACCCUCGUCGCCACCCACCCGCCACCCUUGCCACCUCCGCCACCACCAACCACUACUCUUGGUCCACCGCCGCUGCCACCACCACAACUCAUCGUCGCCGCCGCCACCCACCAUCGCUGUCACCACCCACCAUCGACGCCAACGGUCGUCGCCACUCACCAGUCACUGCCACCCGCAACCCGCCAUCACCUCCGCCGCCACCACCGUUGUCCCCACCUACCCACCAUUGUUGCCACCCAUCACAGCCUCCACCGCCACCAACCACCACCGACGAUCGCCACCACCCACCCAUCACCGCCACAGUCACCACCACCUAUCACCACCUACAUUCACCGCCACCGACCCAUCGACGCCACCCAGCGCCGCCACCAUCCACAAUCACCGCCACCGACCACCACCCACCGACCAUCACCACUCACCGCCGAUUUUAUUCUUUGUCUUUUCAAACCUACCAAACAAUACAUGACAAUAAUUCAUUCCAUUCCCAAUAG
Helianthus annuus (common sunflower) is the source of this 627-nucleotide messenger RNA. RefSeq names its product extensin-like. The record is from RefSeq and is a predicted model, not a curated record. NCBI's taxonomy places the organism in Eukaryota, Viridiplantae, Streptophyta, Magnoliopsida, Asterales, Asteraceae. The transcript is spliced from 2 exons. Bases 1 to 627 code for a protein of 208 amino acids.